Molecule: messenger RNA, 381 nt
Organism: Vigna angularis (adzuki bean)
Lineage: Eukaryota; Viridiplantae; Streptophyta; Magnoliopsida; Fabales; Fabaceae
Product: beta-galactosidase 6-like
Exons: 3
Coding region: 1-381 (126 amino acids)
Biological process (GO): carbohydrate metabolic process
Cellular component (GO): vacuole; cell wall
Molecular function (GO): beta-galactosidase activity
Source: RefSeq, a predicted model, not a curated record
AUGUGUCUACACUUAUCCUACUUGAUUGUUUACUCCAUAAUUUGUAAUCUUAACUGUACGCAAAUUAACACAUGCAAUGGAUUUUACUGCGAUCAAUUCAAACCAAACUCUAACUCGAAACCAAAAAUGUGGACUGAGAACUGGAGUGGAUGGUUUCUUUCGUUUGGUGGUGCUGUGCCUUACAGACCAGUGCAAGAUCUUGCUUUUGCUGUGGCACGCUUUUACCAGCGAGGUGGAACUUUUCAGAAUUACUACAUGUACCAUGGAGGGACUAAUUUUGGCCGAACUACUGGUGGACCUUUCAUCUCUACUAGUUAUGAUUAUGAUGCUCCAAUUGAUGAGUAUGGUAUGGAUUCUUUAAACCUUUGUAUCUCAUAUUAA